Phyllostomus hastatus (greater spear-nosed bat) is the source of this 1391-nucleotide messenger RNA. It is a transcript of the gene CDKL4, whose product is annotated as cyclin dependent kinase like 4. Gene Ontology annotation, molecular function: ATP binding; cyclin-dependent protein serine/threonine kinase activity. Gene Ontology annotation, cellular component: nucleus. The record is from RefSeq and is a predicted model, not a curated record. Gene Ontology annotation, biological process: protein phosphorylation. NCBI's taxonomy places the organism in Eukaryota, Metazoa, Chordata, Mammalia, Chiroptera, Phyllostomidae. The transcript has 10 exons. Bases 138 to 1166 code for a protein of 342 amino acids.
UCCAGAGUUGCGGCGCCUGCUGCUGGCUGAGCAGAGCGACCGCGCGUCGUCGGACUUGGGACUGCUCAGGGCGGCGCCACCGUGCAACGCUGUACUGCAAGUUAACCAAUACAGUAAUUUGAGUCACUUCUGCUAUCAUGGAAAAGUAUGAAAAAUUAGCUAAGAUUGGAGAAGGGUCUUAUGGCAUUGUAUUCAAAUGCAGAAACAAAACAUCUGGACAAAUGGUAGCUAUUAAAAAGUUUGUGGAAUCUGAAGAUGAUCCUGUUGUUAAAAAAAUAGCACUGAGAGAAAUACGUAUGUUGAAGCAACUAAAACACCCAAACCUUGUGAACCUUAUUGAGGUGUUCAGGAGAAAGAGGAAAAUGCACUUAGUCUUUGAAUACUGUGACCAUACACUCUUAAAUGAGCUGGAGAGGAAUCCAAAUGGAAUUGCCGAUGGAGUGAUCCAAAGUGUAUUGUGGCAAACACUUCAAGCUCUUAACUUCUGUCAUAAACACAAUUGCAUUCACAGAGAUGUAAAACCAGAAAAUAUUCUGAUAACUAAGCAAGGAAUAAUCAAGAUCUGCGACUUCGGGUUUGCGCGAAUUCUGAUCCCAGGAGAUGUCUACACUGAUUACGUCGCUACAAGAUGGUACCGAGCUCCUGAACUUCUGGUGGGAGAUACGCAGUAUGGUUCUUCAGUCGACGUCUGGGCUACUGGCUGCGUUUUUGCAGAGCUCCUGACAGGCCAGCCACUCUGGCCUGGAAAAUCAGAUGUGGAUCAACUUUAUCUGAUCAUCAGAACGCUGGGAAAACUAAUCCCAAGACACCAAUCCAUCUUUAAAAGUAACCAGUUUUUUCAUGGUAUCAGUGUACCUGAGCCAGAAGACAUGGAAACUCUUGAAGAAAAAUUCUCAGAGGCUCAUCCUAUGACUUUGAAUUUCAUGAAGGAGUGUCUGAAGAUGAACCCAGACGACCGAUUAACCUGCGCCCAGCUCCUGGAGAGUCCCUACUUCGACUCUUUCCGAGAGGACCAAAGCAAAAGAAAAGCACGCAACGAAGGGAGAAACAGAAGACGUCAGCAGAAUCAACUGUUGCCUCUCAUACCAGGAAGCCACAUCUCCCCCAUACCUGAUGGAAGAAAACAAGUCCUCCAGUUAAAAUUUGAUCAUCUUCCAAACAUUUAGGAAAAUGUUCUUUCAAGUGGAAAGUAAUUUAAUAUGUACACAUUUUUGCAUGAGAGAGAUAGGAAUUCUCAGUGUUUCAAAUGCAAAUAAGCCAUAGGAAAAUGAAGAUGACUUCUAGAAUUGUUCUGCUCUCAUCAUUACUGAUUCCUCUGCCCGUGCUUUUCACAUGCCGACUCUAUCUUUUAGAAUAUUUUCUUGAAAUGUUAGAACUUCUGAAACCGCACA